Molecule: messenger RNA, 1845 nt
Organism: Salarias fasciatus (jewelled blenny)
Lineage: Eukaryota; Metazoa; Chordata; Actinopteri; Blenniiformes; Blenniidae
Gene: msx2b
Product: muscle segment homeobox 2b
Exons: 2
Coding region: 98-943 (281 amino acids)
Biological process (GO): regulation of transcription by RNA polymerase II; embryonic morphogenesis
Cellular component (GO): nucleus
Molecular function (GO): DNA-binding transcription factor activity, RNA polymerase II-specific; RNA polymerase II transcription regulatory region sequence-specific DNA binding
Source: RefSeq, a predicted model, not a curated record
GCUGCGUCCUCAAACUCCCACACGGCGCCCGACAGUUCACGACAGCGCGCGCACCGAGCUUCACCUGGCCACAAGCCCGAGCAGACACGGAGGAGACAUGUCCUCUCAGGAGACGUUCAACGACGCGGGCUGCACUUCUUCCGAGGAGGACGGGAGCCGCGCGGACCUGCCCGACGCGCCGCCGCCGCUCGUGGAGAAGACGUCCCCGGCGGCGCGGCGGCAUCACCCGUUCAGCGUGGAGGCGCUCAUGUCCGGCGGCAGGAAGGCGGACAGGCGGAGCGGGGAGUUCACGGGCUGCUAUAAACCGACGGGAGGCUCCCCGGCCGCGGGCUUUAACCCGCUGUAUCUGCACCGGGAGGCGCGCAGUCCUCCGGAGGGAGGCAGGCAGUGCGCGCCCGGUGCGCCCUCGUCGCCGGUGAAAUCCGAGGCGUCCGAGUCCGAAGACUGCGCGGCUCAGUGGGUCACAGCCAGCGCCUUUUCUGCACAACCACGUCACAUCAGUGCUUCCUGCCAGCUGAGGAAACACAAGACCAACCGAAAGCCCCGCACUCCCUUCACCACGUCGCAGCUGCUGGCUCUGGAGAGGAAGUUCCGGCAGAAGCAGUACCUCUCCAUCGCCGAGCGAGCGGAGUUCUCCUCCUCGCUCACCCUGACAGAGACCCAGGUGAAAAUAUGGUUCCAGAAUCGCCGGGCCAAGGCCAAGAGGCUUCAGGAGGCCGAGCUGGAGAAAAUUAAGAUGGCCGCGGACGCCAAGACGGCGGCGGUGGCGGCAGCCGCAGGAGCUUUGCACCCCGGGUUUACGUUACCCCUGUCGCUGGGCGCCAUGUCGCUGUACGGACAGUCGUACUCCGCCUAUCACGGCCACCACAGACCCAUUCUGCCCAUUUCGCCUUUAGGACUGUACGCCGCCCCCCUGGGCUACAGCAUGUACCACUUAUCAUAAAGAUGGAGAUAUCACAGACUUGAGUGAGACACGUUUUAAAGGAUUCCCACGCAAAAUCUGUUUAUAAAAUAUCUACUGCACAAGAAGUGUUCGCAUCCUCUUUUAUGAGCACUUUGCAGCAAAUUCUUCUUCUUUUUUUUUAUUGCCACCCAGGAUGAAAAACACUUCCUCUCUUGCCCAUUUGGAUAGUUUACAUGACUGCGUCUACGUCAAGACGGGCGCUUCCGUCUGGCUGUUUAUGCUCUCUCCUUGUUUACUUCUGAAGUAAUUGAGCUGGGUGAGGACUUGCACUGUGCGCCACGACACAGACUGUGACUUUUUCUAUGAAAAAAACAAAACAAAACAAAAAGGGCCUUCAUACCAAGAGACUUAGGAAACUGAUGUGGGUGAAUCGGGUGUUUUACAAACUCAGGCCAGAUAAAACAUAUCACGGAAACACUCUUGUUUAUUCCCGCUUUUCCCAAAGUGUCUCGUUUGCCUUGAUGCAGCAGUCGGAUCCAGGUUAAUGGGCUCUUUUGAAUCGGUCAAGUUCAGCCCUCUCAAUAAUCUUUGCGCCACAGUAAUUCAAACUUUGCUCAUGUUUCGUCCGUCAUAGCAAUAAAAGCAUCUUUGCCACGCCAUCGUGUCUUUACAACACGUUUUUAAAGCAUAGACAUAUUUAUUAUCCUUAAAAUAACAAUGCUGGAAAUGUACGAGUGCCUUAUGCUUUUUGUAUUUAUGAAAGGUCGCAACAACAUGGUACAAACUUUCUGACCACGAUGUAUUUAUAGUACCUUUCUUCCUGAAUGUCCCUUUGAAAGGGCUUCCAUUGUGCUAUGCAGUUUGUAUUUUUUUGUAUAUACGUUUCUCCUGUCUGUUUCAUUGUUGAAAAGAGCAAAAUGAUUAAAGCCUUAUAGACUGUU